CUGGACCUAAUUAUAUCGAUUGGAAAAGGCAACUAGAUAUUGUACUCACAUAUGAGGGGUUGAAUUAUGUGCUUACUACUCCUAGACCUUCUCCACCUUUGCCUGAGGAUCCUCCUGAGGAGCAUGAAGUAUUUAAGAAAUGGAAUAAAGCAGAUGAGAUGACUAGGUGCUACAUUCUUGCUUCACUCUCGAAUGUACUCCAAAGUCAACAUCUUCAAUAUCUCACUUCUGCAGACAUCAUGCUUAACCUUAAGGAAAUGUUUGGGCAAAUUGGUAAGAGCGCACGCCAAAAUGCUAUGACAAAUUUGAUGACCAUUAAGAUGGUCCAAGGUACUUCAGUUCGGGAACAUGCUUUAAAAAUGAUUGGUUUUUUAAAUGAACUGGAGAUCUUUGGAUGCAACUUGGAUGGUGAACUUCAGGUUGACAUGAUUAUCGCUUCAUUGCCAGACUCAUUUAACUCUUUUAGGGUUAAUUAUUAUAUGAAUAAGCUUGAGUACACACUCGCUGAACUAUUGAAUGAGUUGGUAACCUUUGAAGGGAUAAACAAAAGCAAGGGUGCAUCUAUCAACUACACUCAGUCUGCUGGACCAUCCACUUCUAGGCCCAAGAGGAGGGGCAAGAAAAAGAAGAAGGAUGGUGCCAAAACUGUGGUUGUG
Cornus florida is the source of this 656-nucleotide messenger RNA. RefSeq lists its product as uncharacterized. The annotation marks the transcript as partial. NCBI's taxonomy places the organism in Eukaryota, Viridiplantae, Streptophyta, Magnoliopsida, Cornales, Cornaceae. The transcript has a single exon. The record is from RefSeq and is a predicted model, not a curated record.